Messenger RNA from Melospiza georgiana, 3034 nucleotides. It is a transcript of the gene TAF8, whose product is annotated as TATA-box binding protein associated factor 8. Gene Ontology annotation, cellular component: transcription factor TFIID complex. Lineage: Eukaryota; Metazoa; Chordata; Aves; Passeriformes; Passerellidae. Gene Ontology annotation, molecular function: protein heterodimerization activity. The coding region runs from base 1 to 936 and encodes 311 amino acids. Gene Ontology annotation, biological process: transcription initiation at RNA polymerase II promoter. The record is from RefSeq and is a predicted model, not a curated record. The transcript has 8 exons.
AUGCGCACAGCUCCAUAUGGCUCCAAGAUGGCUGACACAGCGUCCGGGGGCUCCGGCACGAGGGGCAGCAAGCAGGCUGGCACCCCCGCAGACAAUUACCAGCUGGCGCGGCGCCGCACGCUGCAGGUGGUGGUGAGCUCGCUGCUGACCGAGGCCGGCUUCGAGAGCGCCGAGAAGGCGGCGGUGGAGACGCUCACCGAGAUGAUCCAGAGCUACAUCUCGGAGAUCGGGAGGAGCGCCAAGUCCUACUGCGAGCACACGGCCAGGACCCAGCCCACGCUCUCGGACAUCGUGGUGACCCUGGUGGAGAUGGGCUUCAACGUGGAAACCCUUCCAGCCUACGCCAAGCGUUCCCAGAGGAUGGUGAUCACUGCCCCUCCAGUGACAAACCAGCCCGUGACCCCCAAGGCCCUGACAGCCGGGCAGAACAAACCUCACCCACCCCACAUUCCUGGCCAUUUCCCAGAGUUCCCAGAUCCUCACACCUACAUCAAGACACCAACGUACCGCGAGCCGGUGUGCGAUUACCAGGUGCUGCGCGAGAAGGCGGCGUCGCAGCGCCGGGACGUGGAGAGGGCCCUCACCCGCUUCAUGGCCAAGACUGGCGAGACCCAGAGCCUCUUCAAGGACGAUGUCAGCACCUUCCCACUGAUUGCUGCCAGGCCCUUCACCGUGCCCUACCUGACGGCGCUGCUGCCCUCGGAGCUGGAGAUGCAGCAGAUGGAGGAGACGGAUUCCUCGGAGCAGGACGAGCAGGCAGACACCGAGAACCUCCCGCUGCACAUGAGCACGGACGACGCAGGGCCCGAGAAGGAGAACAGCUCCGUGCUGCAGCAGAGCAGCUCCCUGGCAGGCAGCAGGAACGGCGAGGAGAACGUCAUCGACAACCCCUACCUGAGGCCCGUCAAGAAACCCAAAAUCCGCAGGAAGAAGUGAGGGGGGGGACGUUCCCCAAAUUCCCCUGGGGGGCUCCCCCGGGGCUCAGGAGAGGCUGCCCGGCUGAGGAGGGGUCUCUGGGCCCCGCUCCCACCCUGCUCUCCCUCUGCUCACUGGCCCAGGAGAACCAGCUGGGAAUUGUCUGGGGGGGCUUUGGGCUCCGCUCUGGGGGGGUUUCAUUGCUGAGGAGCUGAGAGAGCCCGGGCUUGGAGGGGCUGGAUUUGGGUUUGGAGAACACAGGGGCUGGAUUUGGAUUUGGAGGACACAGGGGCUGGAUUUGGAUUUGGAUUUGGAGAACGCAGGGGCUGGAUUUGGAUUUGAAUUUGGAUUUGGAGAACACAGGGGCUGGAUUUGGAUUUGGAGAACGCAGGGGCUGGAUUUGGAUUUGAAUUUGGAUUUGGAUUUGGAUUUGGAGAACGCAGGGGCUGGAUUUGGAUUUGAAUUUGGAUUUGGAGGACACAGGGGUUGGAUUUGGAUUUGAAUUUGGAUUUGGAGAACACAGGGGCUGGAUUUGGAUUUGGAGGACACAGGGGCUGGAUUUGGAUUUGAAUUUGGAUUUGGAUUUGGAGAACGCAGGGGCUGGAUUUGGAUUUGGAUUUGGAUUUGGAUUUGGAUUUGGAUUUGGAUUUGGAUUUGGAUUUGGAUUUGGAGGACACAGGGGCUAGAUUUGGAUUUGGAGGACCAAGGGAUUGGAUUUGGAGCACCCAAGGGUUGGAUUUGGAGGACACAGGAGCUGGAGCUGAGGGAUCCAGGGCUUGGAGAACCCAGGGGUUGGAUUUGGAUUUAGAGGACACAGGAAUUGGAUUUGGAUUUGAAUUUGGAUUUGGAGAACCCAGGGGUUGGAUUUGGAGGACCAAGGGAUCGAAUUUGGAUUUGGAUUUGGAUUUGGAGGACCAAGGGACUGGAUUUGAAGGACACAGGGGUUGGAUUUGGAUUUAGAGGACACAGGGAUUGGAUUUGGAUUUGGAGGAUCCAGAGUUGGAUUUGGAGGACACAGGGGUUGGAUUUGGAGGACCAAGGGAUCGAAUUUGGAUUUGGAUUUGGAUUUGGAGGACCAAGGGACUGGAUUUGAAGGACACAGGGGUUGGAUUUGGAUUUAGAGGACACAGGGAUUGGAUUUGGAUUUGGAGGAUCCAGAGUUGGAUUUGGAGGACACAGGGGUUGGAUUUGGGGACCCGGGGAUUGGAAUUGGGUUUGGAUUUGGAGGACCCAGCCUUUAUUUCCCCCCUUUAUUCCCUUUAUUUCCCCCCUUUAUUCCCUUUAUUUCCUCCCUUUAUUUCCUUUAUUUCCUCCCUUUCUUUCCUCCCUUUAUUCCCUUUAUUCCCUUUAUUUCCUCCCUUUAUUUCCUUUAUUUCCUCCCUUUCUUUCCUCCCUUUAUUCCCUUUAUUCCCUUUAUUUCCCCCCUUUAUUUCCCCCCUUUAUUCCCUUUAUUUCCUCCCUUUAUUCCCUUUAUUUCUUUCCUUUAUUUCCCCCCUUUAUUCCCUUUCUUUCCUCCCUUUAUUCCCUUUAUUUCUUUCCUUUAUUUCCUCCCUUUAUUCCCUUUAUUUCCUCCUUUUCUUUCCUCCCUUUAUUUCCACACCACUGUUGUCAUUGUUUGCUGCUUCUGGAGGGUUUUGCUUUCAUUUCCCUUCAGCAUUUUCUUACAGAAAAUAAAGAAGAAAAAUCCUCUUUAUUUUAGGGUAAAAGAAAAUCAAAAAAGUUUUUCUUUGGCUUCUUUGGAAAAACCAUUUGGGUUUUCUUUAACCCAAAAUCCGGGUUCAGUUCCCAUCAGAAAAAGCUCCUGAGGUUUGGUCCAAAAUCUUCCAAAAAUUCCAACUUCGCCUCCGUGCUGUUAAAAGGAUCCCCCCCUCUUCCCCAGGACAAAAAUUUAAUUAAAAAAAGGUUUUUUUUCAAUGAUUUCCUGCCAAAAAAAAAAUCUGAAAUUAAAUCUCAGACUCCCCCCUGUGUGUGCCACUGUCACUUCUGCUGGUGCCUUGCUUGUACAGAGUGAAAAAUGUACAGAAAACCUGUAAAUGUUUGUAAAUAUCCACAAAUUUUAUCUUUUUUUUAACUUUUCUUUUUUUUUGGUUUCUGCAAGGAGAAAAAUCCCUUGCUGGGU